Messenger RNA from Folsomia candida, 2639 nucleotides. RefSeq names its product 4-coumarate--CoA ligase 2. The coding region runs from base 506 to 2296 and encodes 596 amino acids. The transcript has 13 exons. Gene Ontology annotation, molecular function: CoA-ligase activity. Lineage: Eukaryota; Metazoa; Arthropoda; Collembola; Entomobryomorpha; Isotomidae. The record is from RefSeq and is a predicted model, not a curated record.
UAUAGGUCUUUUAAGUGCGUAUUUAAGUAUUCUAUUCUGAGAAGUGAUCCAAAAAAUAAAACAUUGAUUUCAUAUAAAAGGCAACACGGAAAAAGUAAUGACAACCAAUGACAGUUGUUGAUCUGAUCUGUCUGUUCUCCAUCCAUAAUAAUCAAGUGCUUUCGGACGAGACACACCACAUUAUUAUACGAAUGCAUACACAUAUUUAGUCACGCAACCAUUGUACAAUAAAAGGUUGGACUGGAGAGGGUAAAUACGUCUUUUAAGCAAUAUAACCGACCGACCUUUGGACACUUGUUGUAUACUAAAACGACGGACAGUCAACUUUUUUAGCAGAUCACAAGCUUCGAGUCGGACGAGAAGAACAGUUUAAUUGAUCGCGUCGUGCCUUAACGGACUCUGUAAACUCUGUCAUUUUUCCCCCGUAAUCUAAUAUUGACUCAAAAAAUAGUGGAAAAAAUAUUUGAUAUUUGAACUAAAUAAUAAUAAUAGAAAAGAUAAAGCAAUGCCUCGAGGGUUACAUCGACUUUUACGUGUUGGAAAUGCAACGCAACGCCACGUCGCCUUGAUUAAUUCACGUCUUUAUUCCGCCUCUGCUUCCGCAGUAGCGCAACAAUCUGACCAUUCGGGAUUUGACUCGGGAAAAGAUGACCCAAAAUUAUGGGUCAAGUCGCCCUAUCCCGACGUGCCUAGGAUCGUCGGGGUGGAAAUGCAUGAAGUUUUGUAUAGCAGGAUAUCAAAGUGGCCCAAUUCACCGGCAUUUGAAUGUGGAGUCACCGGAAAGAAGCUCACGUUUGGAGAUUUGUACCGGCACUCGAGAUCACUGGGGGCCGCUCUGAUUCAAGCUGGAUAUAAGCCUGGUGACACUGUGGGAAUAGUUCUCCCGAAUAUGCCAGAGUUUUCCGUGCUAAUGCUGGGAUGCUGGAGUGCUGGAUUGAUUAUAUCAUGCAUCAAUCCAGCCUAUACUGGAGACGAGAUAAAACGACAGCUUAAAAGCUCGAAUGCCAAUUGUGUGAUUACGAUAGAGCACUUUCUGGACUCCGUCCGCUCAGCGAAAGCCGAGAAUCCUGGACUUCGAGACAUCAUCGUUAUUGGGGACGAUGGGACCCCCGAGGGCUGUCAUUCUUAUAACGAGAUGAUUAAAUGUGAUGCGUCUGGGGUGGAAUUUUCAUCCGGGUCUAAAAACGGGAGAAACACGAUGGAGGACAUUGCUUUACUUCCAUACAGCUCUGGAACGACAGGUCCACCAAAAGGCGUAAUGCUCACUCAUUCCAAUAUUGUGACCAAUAUACACCAAUUUGUAGCUCAUGGUGUUGGCGUAACACAUAAUUUUGACGAAACCGGGUCUCAAGAACGGUUAAUUGGCCUGUUGCCCUUCUUUCACAGUUAUGGUUCUGGAGCAUUUCUCAUGAGUGGGGUAUACCAGGGAUCUCAUACUAUGAGUUUGCCUAAAUUUGACCCAAAAACAUUCCUAGAUGCUAUCAGGAAGCACAAGCCUACUUGCCUGCAAUUGGUCACUCCUCUAAUUUCACUAAUUGUUAACUCUGACGAGUACACAAAGCACGAAUUUGCUCAUAUGCAUUCAGUCGUUGGAGCUGCCGCACCCAUUGGAAAAGUGCUGAUUGAGCGAAUGUUGAACAAGAUUGAAAAAUAUGCAUUCUUUGGCGAAGGAUAUGGAAUGACUGAACUUUCGCCACUUUCCCAUUUCCUAAAUCCAAGCACAAGGAAUACAAAGGCAGGAUCGUGUGGAAGGUGUGUUCCGUCCACAUGGAGUAAGGUCAUCGACAUAAAAACCGGAGAAACUUUAGGUCCAAAUUGUCGCGGAGAAUUAUUAGUGAAGGGUCCGCAAGUUAUGAAAGGAUAUUACAACAAUGAAGAAGCCACGAGGAAUACCGUAGAUGUUGAUGGUUGGCUGCACACGGGUGACAUUGCAUAUUAUGACGAGGAAGGCUUUUUCUACAUUGUUGACCGACUCAAGGAGCUCAUCAAAUACAAAGGGCUCCAAGUCGCUCCCAGCGAACUUGAAGACGUCCUCCGCAAGCAUGACAAGAUCCAGGACGUUGCAGUGAUUGGAAUUCCUUGCGUGGAAAGUGGUGAAGUCCCGAGAGCCUACAUCGUAAAGAAAGACAAGAGUCUGACGGACGAAGAAGUUCACAAUUAUCUCAAACCAAUCGUCGCCAGUUUCAAGCGACUUCGAGGCGGCAUAGAAUUCCGUGAAACAAUUCCCAAAGCACCCAGUGGAAAAAUCUUAAGACGCGAAUUGGUUGAAGAAUACCGGAAGCAGAAUCCAGAAUAAAAUUCAUAGGAUUUAGACUUAAUUUGACAUAAUUUCAAUUCUACUCUGGACAAAGUGUAAAUAUCACAUAUUUUUAUUUAAUUUCACAUCAACCGUUCGUUCGAUCGUUAGCAAGUAUAAUUUACAAUAAUAAAUAAUAUGUACAACAACAAUAAAUUAAUCACAGAUUGAAUUGUUAAAAAUAUUGGUUUACAGUCAAUUAGACUGAUAACCAGAAGCAGUAUUAUAAAAAAUACUUUCCGGAUAAACUUAUUCUUACACAUAAAAAUUGGAGUGUCGAUAUUUUAAAGUAUUUUUAAGUUUAAAAAGUUUUUAAUGAAAUAAAUCAAAACAUAUUUUAAAA